Molecule: messenger RNA, 3412 nt
Organism: Molossus molossus (Pallas's mastiff bat)
Lineage: Eukaryota; Metazoa; Chordata; Mammalia; Chiroptera; Molossidae
Gene: ARCN1
Product: archain 1
Exons: 10
Coding region: 240-1706 (488 amino acids)
Biological process (GO): retrograde vesicle-mediated transport, Golgi to endoplasmic reticulum; Golgi localization; endoplasmic reticulum to Golgi vesicle-mediated transport
Cellular component (GO): cytosol; COPI vesicle coat
Source: RefSeq, a predicted model, not a curated record
GUUAAAGCCUUGUGUUAUGUAAACCAAAUAUGGAUCAUCUUUACCAAGAGAUGUUGAGAAGUUUUUGGAACUUAGUACAGUAACUCCUCACUUACUGUCGGUAGAAUCUGGGAUUUGAAGUGAAAUGACGUAAUGAAACGUUUAUUUUCCUGUAGAUUACAUGAUACAAACAGGUGCUGUUGGCGGCAGCGGUGUGCACCAAAGCAGGGAAGGCCAUUGUUUCUCGGCAGUUUGUGGAGAUGACCCGAACUCGGAUUGAGGGCUUGUUAGCAGCUUUUCCAAAGCUCAUGAACACUGGAAAACAACAUACGUUUGUUGAAACAGAAAGUGUGAGAUAUGUCUACCAGCCUAUGGAGAAACUGUACAUGGUACUGAUCACUACCAAAAACAGUAACAUCUUAGAAGAUCUGGAGACCCUAAGGCUCUUCUCAAGAGUGAUCCCUGAAUAUUGCCGAGCCUUAGAGGAGAAUGAAAUAUCUGAUCACUGUUUUGAUUUGAUUUUUGCUUUUGAUGAAAUUGUUGCCCUGGGAUACCGGGAGAAUGUUAAUUUGGCACAGAUCAGAACCUUCACAGAAAUGGAUUCUCACGAGGAGAAGGUGUUCAGAGCAGUCAGAGAGACUCAGGAACGUGAAGCCAAGGCUGAGAUGCGGCGUAAAGCAAAGGAAUUACAACAGGCCCGAAGAGAUGCAGAGAGACAGGGCAAAAAAGCACCGGGAUUCGGGGGAUUUGGAAGUUCUGCAGUCUCUGGAGGCAGCACAGCUGCCAUGAUCACAGAGACCAUCAUUGAGACGGACAAACCCAAAGUGGCGCCUGCACCACCCAGGCCUUCAGGCCCCAGCAAGGCUUUGAAACUUGGAGCCAAAGGAAAGGAAGUAGAUAACUUUGUGGACAAAUUGAAAUCUGAAGGUGAAACUAUCAUAUCCUCCAGUAUGGGCAAGCGUACCUCUGAAGCCACCAAAGUGUAUGUUCCACCCAUUAACAUGGAAAGUGUGCACAUGAAGAUUGAGGAAAAAAUCACUCUAACCUGUGGACGAGAUGGAGGAUUACAGAAUAUGGAGUUGCAUGGCAUGAUCAUGCUGAGGAUCUCAGAUGAUAAAUUUGGCCGAAUUCGUCUUCAUGUGGAAAAUGAAGAUAAGAAAGGGGUACAGCUACAGACCCAUCCAAACGUAGAUAAAAAACUUUUCACUGCAGAAUCUCUAAUUGGCUUGAAGAAUCCAGAGAAGUCAUUCCCAGUCAACAGUGACGUAGGGGUGCUGAAGUGGAGACUGCAGACCACAGAGGAGUCUUUUAUUCCACUGACAAUUAAUUGCUGGCCCUCCGAGAGUGGAAAUGGCUGUGAUGUCAACAUAGAAUAUGAGCUUCAAGAAGAUAAUUUAGAACUGAACGAUGUGGUCAUUACCAUCCCACUCCCAUCUGGUGUCGGCGCGCCCGUCAUUGGUGAGAUCGAUGGCGAGUAUCGGCAUGACAGUCGGCGAAAUACCUUGGAGUGGUGCCUGCCAGUGAUUGAUGCCAAGAAUAAGAGUGGCAGCCUUGAGUUCAGCAUUGCUGGGCAGCCCAACGAUUUCUUCCCUGUGCAAGUCUCCUUCAUCUCCAAAAAGAAUUACUGUAACAUACAGGUAACCAAAGUGACCCAGGUAGAUGGCAACAGCCCAGUAAGGUUUUCUACAGAAACCACUUUUCUAGUGGAUAAGUAUGAAGUCCUGUAAUGUCAAGAAGAGGAAACGGAAAAGGAAAACUUUCAAAUUAAUAAAGAAGAAGCCAACAGUGGCUGAAGAAUUUUUUCCCAAAUCUGCAAGCCAUUGGAGACCCUUUUAUUCCUAGUGUAAUGCACGAUUCUCGGCACACAAGGACCCUCAACUUGCCCUCAGUGUUUCAUGUCACAGAGACAGUCUUUGGCAAAGAAAUGACACAAACAUAAAGGGAAAGGCUGCUGAUUUCUUUGGCAGAUUUUGCUGGCCAGAAGGAAGGCCAGCUCUCCAGAGAAUGCCCCCAGUUAAACACCAUCUCUGCCUCGACCUAAGCUGCUCCUGUUUUAAUCCCUAAAUAUAGUUAUAUUUCAUACUUACUUAGUUUUUUGAAAGUUCUCUCUGCAGAAGAUUUUAAUCUUUCCUACUCCUUUCCUUCGCCUGCAGCUUCCCCGUGUCCGCGGGAGCCGGGCCGCCGUGCGCGCUGUCGCGUGUGGUGGUCCUCAGGCAAGGCCAUCUCGCCCGGCCUUGGGGUCAGACUGUGCAGGUGACGUCUCAUGUUCUUCUCCUAUAUCCAUUCAUUUCUCCACUCCUUUGCCAAGUCGUCUUCCAUCUAGGCUGGUCCCUCCAGUUCAGAACAGUGCUGUGAAUGCUGAAGACCGCUGAGAAGCAGCUUGCAGACGGCAUCGCCCCACCACGUCUGGGGGUCUGGGAGGAGAACCAUGUGUCCAGUUAGGGUUCCGCAUCCUCAGAUAAUCCUGUCUGCUGCUGGUGCUGCCCAGGCCUCCCCGCCUCCACAUGUUGAGUGCUUCAGCUACCACAGCGGAAAAGCUCGUGGUCUCUGUGCUCCACUCACAGUCCUCAGACCACCACACCACCGCCCUCUUUCCGGCUGUUGUGUGUGUCACAGUCCUUUCCCGGCAGAGACGAGGUUUUGAUUUUGGAGGCUGUGGGUUCAGUGAAUCCUUGUGCCAGUUCCAUUGGCCCUAAACGAUCAAGGAAACUCCGUUUCCACCACCAGGGUUUUAGGGUUUCAAAGGCAGCUGAUUGUAGUGGUGUCAGAUGGCUGGUGUGUACUCCCAUUUCCUUCCAGCCUGUCUGUCCCUGUCUCUGCGAUCCCUUUUCCUCGCCCAGUCUUUCUGUUAGUGUCAUCAUGUCGCCGUUAUUUCCUAGCCCCGUCUUGCCCGUUACUUUUUCAGUGGAGAAGACCGGCAGCCAGCCCAUCGUUGGCUUUCACCCCAGUAUUGCACUCGGCAGGGUUCAUGGAUCCGCGGGCAGGCUGCGCCACAGGCAGGGGAGAGGCAGGGGCUAGAGGGCUCCCUCCCCUGUGCUGGCUGGAGAGCACGGCUUGCUGGGCAGAGCGCCCCAGCAGUGGCCACGGAGGAACUGUCUGCCAAAGGAGUUUCUGGCCUUUCCCUUCCCCUUCGCAGCAUCAGGGAAGAGUCCUUAUCUCUGGCUUGUUUCCACAUGUUUUUUUUUUUUGAGGAAGGUGCCUGGGACAAGAAAUCUGUCAUAGUUAAAUAGGCAAGAAAUCUUAUUAAUCCUGUUUUGUUUGAGAGUUGUUUGUCCAUAUGAUUUUUUAAAAGUCAAGUUUAGUUUUACAAAAACUUUUUUUUCUGAAAUUACUUUUGGAGUAAUAUUUAAAAUGAGAGAUGUUUUGUAACCCUGUAAAAUACAUAGGGAAUAUAACAUUCCAGUGUACACAAAAAGGCAGAUUCUUUAAUCAA